CGUUAAUUCCGGUGACUAAGCCACCCAAAUUCAGACGGGAAUUUUGUCUGUACAAAUCCUUCUCAUUACCUGAAGCUUCCUAAAUUUUCUUCCCUGUUCGGUUAUAUUGGUUAUCGGCUUCUUUUCUCCUCCCUCGAUCCCACGUUUCAGACUUCGGCUUAUCUCUGCGCUCCUCCCUCAACUAACACUAUACAAUUCCUCAAUCGACCUACCGUCUCAUUUCCCUCUGUUCGCUCUUGCUGUUGUGGUUGAAUGGUCAUGGUGGGACGAUGAUUGCCUGAAGGAAUUUUGAUCUACUGCGUUUUGUGUGUGCUACCGGCGGGAUCCAAUCGAGCGGGGGCUAAUAUGGAUCAGUUCGACGCAUUCUUCAGGAGAGCCGAUUUGGAUGGUGAUGGAAGGAUUAGUGGAGCUGAAGCUGUCGCUUUCUUUCAGGGCUCCAAUUUGCCUAAAAAUGUUCUUGCACAGAUAUGGAUGCAUGCUGAUCAGAGAAAAACAGGUUUUCUUGGGCGACCUGAAUUUUAUAAUGCUCUCAGACUCGUAACUGUUGCUCAAAGUAAGCGAGAGCUAACUCCUGAUAUUGUUAAGGCAGCACUAUAUGGUCCUGCUGCAGCGAAAAUACCCCCACCAAAGAUUGUUCUUCCAGCUGUAUCUACCCCUCAAUCAACUUCAGUGCCUGCUGCAUCUCCUCCACAGAUGAGUAUGCCUGCACCAACGGCAUCUCAAAAUUUUGGCUUUAGAGGACAAGGAGUUCCAAGUGUAGGUGUGAAUCAGCAGCAUAUUUCAGCCCAGCCAAACCCUUCCAUGAGGUUACCUCAAGCUACACCUGGUGGUGUUUCUUCCAGUACGCAAAUGGUUGUUGCUGCUGCUGAACACUCUGGUGGAGGACACGUACGGAGUUCAAGUCUUCCAAACACAAAUGAUUGGCUUGGUGGAAGACCAGGUGGUGCCCUUGCUGCUGGGCCUAGAGGAGUUAGCCCUUCAGUGCCUUCCCCAGCUACGUCGUUAUCAUCAGCUUUAGUGCCUUCUCAGCCUAUGCCUAAUGAUAGAGCACUGGCUGUUUCUGGUAAUGGAUUUACUUCUAAGUCGGCAAUUGGUGCUGACAUGUUUUCUAUUACUCCAUCUCCACAUAGACCAGAUUCUACCGGACUCAACAAUACAGCUAACGGUAGUAUUGGCCCAUCAGCCAUCGUUCCAGUUUCCAGUGUAUCCCAACCUUUUAGUCAGCACAAAUCGAUGGAGUCAUUGCAGAGUGCCUUUGUCUCACGGCCAUUAUCUGGCGCACCGUUACAGCUCUCUCAGUCACCCUUACAGCUCAAUCAGUCACCCUUACAGCUCUCUCAGUCAGCACUGGAACCUACCAAGGAGGUUAGAGCAACAGGUCCAUCACCACUUAUAUCUUCUGGGAUCACAACUGGAGCCAGGAACUCGACUUCUGAACAUGCACAGGUUUCUUGGCCAAAGAUGAAACCAACUGAUGUUCAGAAGUACACAAAAGUUUUUAUGGAAGUAGACACUGACAGAGACGGUAGAAUUACUGGUGAGCAGGCACGGAAUCUAUUUUUAAGUUGGAGGUUACCUAGAGAGGUCUUGAAGCAGGUGUGGGACUUAUCUGAUCAAGACAAUGACAGCAUGCUUUCUCUCAGAGAGUUUAGUUUUGCUUUAUAUCUAAUGGAACGUUACAGGGAAGGUCGACCUCUUCCAGCUGUGCUUCCAAAUAAUGUUAUGUUUGAUGAGACUCUGUUGUCCAUGACAGGACAACCUAACGUUGUCCACCCAAAUGUAGCUUGGGGUCCCCAUCCUGGAUUUGGACAGCAGCAACCCCAGGUCGCUGCUCGGUCGAUGGCACCAACUGCAGGAUUGAGGCCCCCAACAAAUGUACCUGCUUCGAAGGCUGGUGGUGCUAGACUAUCCAAUGCGCAGAAAUCAAGGACUCCAGUGUUGGAGGAUUCAUUUCUGGACCAAUCUGACAAGAACCAACAGAAUUCAGCUAGCCCAAAUGCUCAAGAUGCUACAGCAUCAGAGAAAAAGGUUGGAGAGACAGAUAAUGUUAUUUUGGAUUCAAGAGAAAAGAUUGAAUUCUAUCGCACAAUGAUGCAGGAACUUGUUCUGCAUAAAAGCAGAUGUGAUAAUAGAUUAAAUGAGAUCACAGAAAGGGCAUCUGCUGACAGGCGUGAGGCAGAAACUUUGGGGAAAAAAUAUGAGGAGAAGUACAAGCAAGUGGCUGACUUAGCAUCUAAGUUAACCAUUGAAGAAGCAAAUUAUCGUGAUGUUCAAGAAAGGAAGGCAGAGCUGCAUGAAGCAAUUAUUAAAAUGGAACAAGGAGGAAGUGCUGAUGGUAUUCUUCAGGUCCGAGCUGAUCGAAUACAAUCUGAUAUUGAGUUGCUUCUUAAGGCUUUAACUGAACGUUGUAAGAGACAUGGAAUUGAUGUUAAGUCGGCAGCUAUGAUCGAACUUCCAGUAGGCUGGCAACCUGGAAUUGCGGAUGAUGCAGCUGUUUGGGAUGAAGAGUGGGAUAAGUUUGAAGAUGAAGGAUUUUCCAAUGACCUCAAUCUCGAUCCGAAGCGUGUUUCUGCCUCAAAACCAAAAAUGUCAGAUAGUCUGGAUGAAAAGGAUCUAGAAGAUUAUAACUCAACCCUUGAUUCAUCGUUCAAUGGCAAUGACAAGACCAAAGUGGGGAUCUUCUCGAGUACCAUCAAUCAUGGCCUUGAGAGUGAAUUUAUGUAUAGCCACAGUGAAGAUGAAUCAGCUAGAAGUCCAUAUGGCAGUCCAGCUGCAAAGACAUCUCUAGAAAGCCCUCAUGAAUUUUCAGAUGCUGUUUAUGAAAAAAGUCCGGAAGCAUAUAGAAGUUUCGAUGAGUCAACUUGGGGCGCCUUUGACAACAAUGACGAUGUGGACUCAGUUUGGGGAAUAAAACCAGUUAAUACCAAGGAAUCAGACGCUGAAAAGCACCAAGAUAUGUUUGGAUCCGGUGAUUUCGAUACGAGCUCUGCUAAAACAGCAUCCCCCAAUGCAGAUAGCUUCUUUCAGACAAAAAGCCCAUUUUUUGAGGAUUCUGUCCCUCCCACUCCUCUCUCUAGAUUCGGCAACUCCUCUUCCCCUCGUUAUAGUGAUGUGGGGGACCACUUCUUUGACAAUUCCUCCAGGUUCGAUUCAUUCAGCAUGCAGGAUCCCAGUUUUUCUCCACAACGCGAGAAGUUCUCCAGGUUCGAUUCAAUAGGCAGUUCUCAAGACUUUGGCGGUAACCAGGAGAAGUUUUCAAGGUUUGAUUCUAUCAGUAGUAGCAUGGACUUCGGCCAGAGCAGCCAGCGGCACGCCAGGUUUGACUCCGCUGGCAGCUCCAGAGAUUUCAGCCACAGUGCCUUCUCUUUUGAUGAUGCUGACCCAUUUGGGUCCUCUGCCCCGUUUAAAGCCCCAUCAGAGAAUCAAAGUCCCAACAAAAGUUCUGAUAGUUGGAGAGCUUUCUAACCUUCAGAAUCCUGUUUGAGUUUAUGUACUUGUAUCAAUUCCCUUGUUUUCCCAACUUAUCUUGUUCUUUAUAGUGAGCCGGGUGCCAUUUUUUGUCUUUUGUUAUGGCUUGGAAGAACUUGAAAUGGAUGGACAUAUUUUUGUACGUUAAGGUGGUGGUAUAUGUAUUGAUUUCAUGACAUUGUUUGUUUA
Molecule: messenger RNA, 3657 nt
Organism: Cucurbita maxima (winter squash)
Lineage: Eukaryota; Viridiplantae; Streptophyta; Magnoliopsida; Cucurbitales; Cucurbitaceae
Product: epidermal growth factor receptor substrate 15-like 1
Exons: 13
Coding region: 346-3465 (1039 amino acids)
Biological process (GO): endocytosis; endosomal transport
Cellular component (GO): plasma membrane; nucleus; cytoplasm
Molecular function (GO): calcium ion binding; protein binding
Source: RefSeq, a predicted model, not a curated record